Molecule: messenger RNA, 3419 nt
Organism: Harmonia axyridis
Lineage: Eukaryota; Metazoa; Arthropoda; Insecta; Coleoptera; Coccinellidae
Exons: 16
Coding region: 142-2979 (945 amino acids)
Biological process (GO): negative regulation of centriole replication; protein autoubiquitination
Cellular component (GO): aggresome; peroxisome
Molecular function (GO): tumor necrosis factor receptor binding; ubiquitin protein ligase binding; ubiquitin protein ligase activity
Source: RefSeq, a predicted model, not a curated record
UGCUGGCUGCCUUCCCCCUGUUGUUGGAGUAACAUCAACAUCCUCAUUCGUCACGAAAAGACUCUUUGUUGGGAAUUCAAAUUAGUGUUAAAUGUCAACAUAAACAUAGUUUUGCUUCAAUUUAUUGAAAAAGGCCUUGCAAUGGCAGCAAGAGCUAAACAGGGGAGCAAGAAUGAUGAUCAUAGUGUGGAGACUUUGGCGGAAGUCUUUCGUUGCUUCAUCUGUAUGGAAAAACUAAGGGACGCCCAUUUAUGCCCUCAUUGUUCUAAAUUGUGCUGCUACACAUGCAUCAGACGAUGGUUGACAGAGCAGAGGUCACAGUGUCCCCAUUGUAGGGCAUCACUUCACUUACAUGAACUGGUAAAUUGUCGUUGGGUUGAAGAAGUCACUCAACAACUGGAUACCCUUCAAGCUGUUAGUCUAAACAGCAGCAGGGGUGAUGAAAACGAUAGAGACAAGUGUCCAACACAUUUAGAAAAGCUCUCUGUCUAUUGCUGGACUUGCCGUUGUUGCAUCUGCCAUCAAUGUGCCCUUUGGGGAGGCACUCACUCAGGUCAUACUUUCAAACCACUGGAUGAAGUUUACGAGCAGCAUGUCACACAGAUUAAAGAUGAAGUAGCUCAGCUCCGGAGGAGGCUUAUGGAGCUGAUUAGUAUUGUCCAAGAGGUUGAAAGGAAUGUGGAAUCGGUCAGAUCAGCCAAAGACGAGAGGGUGAGAGAGAUCAGAAAUGCCGUGGAACUGAUGAUAGCUAGGUUGGAUUCUCAGCUCAAGACUAAAUUGCUCACCUUGAUGGGUCAGAAAGACUCGCUGACCCAAGAAACGGAACAGUUGGAACAUUUACUCCAUGAGGUCGAACAUCAACUGCAUGCCAGUACAAAAUCGGAACUGAUAACAAAGAGCGGUGAACUUUCCAGAAUGAUCCAUUCGAUUCGCAAAAAACCGAUGACUAGUUUCGUCACUGCCCCUGUACCUGCAGAUUUUCACAGCGAAAUCGUACCAGCCUACGAUAGUAGCACCUUUGUUAUGCACGGCUUUUCUCAGCUGCAACGCAAGGCCGACCCUGUAUAUUCAACUCCCCUCCACUGCAAUGGCCUCUGCUGGAGACUGAAAGUAUAUCCGGACGGAAAUGGAGUUGUAAGGGGCAAUUAUCUAUCUGUAUUUUUGGAAUUGAGCGCUGGUUAUCCCGAAACGUCCAAGUAUGAAUACAGAGUUGAAAUGAUCCACCAAGCUAGUCGUGAUGUUUCCAAGAAUAUCGUCCGAGAGUUUGCUUCAGACUUUGAAGUUGGAGAAUGUUGGGGUUACAAUAGAUUCUUUAGGCUGGACUUGUUGGCAAGUGAAGGUUACCUCAAUGUAGCUCUCGAUACAUUGGUGUUGAGAUUUCAAGUUAGGGCUCCCACUUUCUACCAACGUUGUCGGGAUCAACAGUGGUACAUCAAUCAAUUGAGAACAGUACAAAACCAAUAUCUCUCCCAAAUAAAUGAGUCAAAAGAGCGUUUAGCUGCAGAGAUCUCCCGAAAUGCUGUGGCUGCAACCCUUGGUUCGUCAACCCAGACUGCCGAUUUGUCCGUGGGAAUGGUGAAAAGUCUCUACAAUAUUCCUUGCAAUUCAGGAGAAGCCAGUAGUUCUGCUGCAGCCUCUUCAUCCUUGAGUCAGGUCCCAGAGAGAUCAUUCACCUUCUCCAAUGAUAUAAUGAACUUUACCAAAAAUGUGAUAACCAUGAAUUCCAUAAACGGAGGUGCCAUGCCCAGAAACGUAUUGGACAAUAACGAAUGUGCCUGUUCCGGUGAUCCGUUGGGAACCUCUUCUUCCUCUACCUCCACGAGCCUUCAGUUACAACAGACGCCCUCUUCGAACGUGAGCCGGGAAAACAACUGCCAUAACGAUGAUUCCUCACCCGAUAACAACAGGCACUUGUUGGGACUGGGAACUUCGGUGAGCUCACCAAAUCUGCUCAACAUGGACAUGUCGCUGACGCUGAUAUGCAGCAGCAGUGAAAGCGAUCUCAGCGAAGCAGGAAACCUGGAGGAAUUUGAUCGCCAAGAAGUAAACACUACAGUUGGCGAUGAUAAUUCCAACGAUGAAAAUGAUGUCGAUGACGAAACAAUGUCAGGUGAGAAUGAUGUGGAAUAUGCAGAGUUUUCUAUGGCUCAAGGGAUGGUUCGACAGCAGAGUUCCCCAACCUCACCUGCGUCUCCACUUCAGUGUGGUUUCGAGGACAAAAUAAAACUGCUGUAUUUAUUCGACACUGUCGACAUAAAUUCUGAUUCCGCAAGGAGCUUGAGACCGACAGCAAAUUCGGUGGACACUGCUAGUAGCUCUCUGAUAGAUCUCACAUCGUCCAACAUGAAUUCUGCAUUUGUGGAACAACAAUCUUCAUCUUCCAAACCAGAAGAGCAAGCCUCGGGUACCAACGUCUCAGAUCUGUCUAUCCGAAAGAAACUGAAGCAACGGUUCAAACCCAUUGUCAUUCCUAAAGAAUCAUCGGGGAAUGGUGCAAAUAUUUGGAGUGAAACUGUUCCUCUUACGCAAAGUUCUAAGGAGUCGGCCAUGGGACCACUAGAAACCUUUUUGAAAUCUCUUCAUGUUUAUCCCGAACACGAUCAGCAACAUAAAAAGAAGGAGAGAAAAUGGUAUACCAAUCCCUAUCCACCUUCCGCUACAAAUCAUGUAAAUCCCCUAACAGUAAUCGAAACUUGUAACCAACCGACGGUCUCUUCUGUAGACAAAGGUAAAUUCAAACCAGCUAGUUCGAAUAGUGGACAGUUUACUUUACCUUCAAACCCUCUUUCACCACCCCCACUUAGUGAAAAUGUAGAGAGCCUGGUCCAACCCUCGUCUUCUAAUGGUUUCAGUUGGACACCAUCAUUGUUGAUACAACGGAGACCACACAAAUCUUCCAAACAAUCUAGUUCUGAUAUAAAUAGACCAGAAAAAGAAACGAAACACUCAAGGUCUGACAAUUCCCCACACUCUGCUUAAAGUCUAUGAAAGAACUAUUUUCAGUAUUAGGCAGAUGGUUUGAGUUUUAUUUAGCCCUAAGAUUUAUUAUCGUAUUUUAUUUAUUAAUUUUUAAAUGUUCCUAGCGUAUUAGCACUGUUGAAUAUUACAUUGAGAAUAUUGGGUUUUUCUGUAAUAUUCAGAAACUACAGACGAUGUUUAAAGAUUUUAUAUCGAUGUUUUAAUCAAAAAGUAUAAAUAUCCUGGAAUUAUUAUUAUCCGAGAUUUUUUCUCAUGCAGUUAGGGCAGUAUCUUUUGAAUAGGUUUAUCUCCAUUAUCCUCUAUCAAUUAUAUUGCAUUCCAUAACUAGGUUACAAUUUGAUUUAUCGAAAUUCAAAUGACUCGUACUAUUUUAAGGCUGUGUCGAAAAAUAUUUGCCAAUGUAUUGUUAUUAUAACUCCGUAUAUAAAAUUAUCAUAGGA